Diversispora eburnea is the source of this 492-nucleotide messenger RNA. NCBI's taxonomy places the organism in Eukaryota, Fungi, Glomeromycota, Glomeromycetes, Diversisporales, Diversisporaceae. The record is from the annotation of a GenBank genome assembly.
AUGUAUAAUCUUAUGCAACGCGCUAAUGCAUUAUUCGCUUUUGCGAUUACUGUACUGUUUGCUCUUUUUGGAGUCAUAUCAGUUGUUACGCCUUUCUUAUCUUCUUCUCCUACAGCCACACUUAAUAUCAGUGAUUUACAAAUUUGGGUGUAUGAAUAUAAUUUAAGUGAAAGUGAAUUUGCUUUUGUGGACAUGAAACUUGAGGCUGAUUUAACUUCACUAUUUAAUUGGAACACCAAACAAUUAUUCAUCUGUGUGAUCGUCGAGUAUAACACCGAUACACAUAAUCAAAAUCAAAUAAUUUUGUGGGAUAAAAUUAUUAAAUCAAAAGAAGAUGCAUUAAUUAAAAAUUAUGAUAUACAUAAUGCGUACAAUUUUGUAGAUAUAACGAGUAGUUUUGAGCGAGCGAACGCAACUUAUUCUUUACAUUGGGAUAUAAUGCCACAUGUUGGAAUGUUAAUGAAUGGACGGGCUGAAAAAUUAAAAAUGUGA